GGAUGCUGCUGGUGUGACGGCGGUCGUGGUAACGGUGGUGAUGGUACCGGCAGCUAACAGAUCUUGAGCGUGCCAGGCCGAGCCGAGUCCUCUACGGGCAGAAUGUCGCCGCUCACCGACAGCAGCCCCAAGAGGACCAGCAAUUCAUCCAUUGUACCAGAAAGCUGUGACAUGGGAUAUUGCAAAGAAGUUCUACAGCAAACAACCUAGAGGAACAAAUGUGCUUUAUAACCUUGUGUUACCCCGGAAUAAAUUGUAAAUGUCAAACUUUUGGAAAAUAAAGCCCUCAUAUGCAGAAGCCCAGACUCCCAUGUGCCUCCUCCCGUGCAGCCGGCUGUGGGUGGGAGCCCCCGACUCCACAGAACUGCGCCGCGCCCUCCAGACCCCACCGUUCUUGAGCUCCACUUGGCCUCCCCUGUCCUGCCCACAAGCAGCCUCCGUUCCACGCUCAGCAGCCAUCAUUGUGGCUACGCCGCUGGCCACGCAGUGCUCUCUUGCUGAUCCUCUCAGGCCUGGGCCGGCUGACCUCCGCAGGUCGUUGCAAGUGAAAAAUUUUCCUCUGUAAGAGGACUGCAUUUCAGUUUCCAGCGAGGAGGCAUGUGUCACCCUCCCUGUUCCAGUAGCUCAGGCCAAGCUGGGGAGAAGAAACAGAGCCUGUCGCUCCAGAGCCUCAGAGCCUCAAGGCCAGAGAUGGAGUCUUUGUCUCCCAGGCUGGAGAGCAAUGGCACGAUCUCGGCUGACUGCAACCUCUGUCUCCCAGGUUCAAGCAGUUCUCCUGUCUCAGCCUCUCGAAUAGCUGGGACUACAGUGAACCUUCAGAGGGCAAAAGGAAAGUUUUCCCUUGGCUCCAACAGUUUUGGCGCAGUGAGCAGGACAACCAAAGCUGCUUUGCUCUUCUGAAAAUUGCUCUCAGGGAACCCAGGACCCCGCAAGCCGGCAGAAGGACUCUGAGGAGCACCAGAGGAGCAGACUAGAAGAAUGGCACAUGCUAUGGAAAAUUUCUGCACUAUCAGUGAAGAGUAUGAUAUUGAUGGAGAAGUGGGCUUCGCUCUGCCAAAUCCAUUGGAAAACCUACCUGAUGUUUAUAAUGACUGGAUGUCCAUUGCUAAACAUCUGCCUGAUCUCAUUGAGUCUGGCAAACUUCGAGAAAGAGUUGAGAAGUUGGACAUGCUCAGCAUUGAUCAUCUCAGAGACCACAAGUCGCAGCGCCUUGCCCAUCUAGUUCUGGGAUGCAUCACCAUGGCAUACGUGUGGGAUCGAGGUUGCGGAGAUGUCCGGAAGGUCUUGCCAAAAAAUAUUGCUGUUCCCUACUGCCAACUCUCCAAGAAGCUGCAGCUGCCUCCUAUUCUGGUUUAUGCAGACUGCGUCUUGGCGAACUGGAAGAAAAAGGACCCUAACAAGCCUCUGACUUAUGAGAACAUGGAUGUUUUGUUCUCAUUUCGUCAUACAGACUGCAGUAAAGGAUUCUUCCUGGUCUCUCUGUUGGUGGAAAUAGAAGCUGCUUCUGCAAUCAAAGAAAUUCCUACUAUAUUCAAGGCAAUGCGAAUGCAAGAACUGGACACUUUGCGAAAGGCGCUGUUGAAAAUAGCUUCUUGCCUGGAGAAAGCGCUUCAAGUGUUUCACCAAAUCCAUGAGCACGUGGACCCGCAAGUAUUUUUUAAUGUUCUUCGCAUAUAUUUGGCUGGCUGGAAAGGCAACCCCCAGCUAUCAGAAGGUCUGAUGUAUGACGGGUUCUGGAAAGAUGCAAAGCAGUUUUCAGGGGGCAGCGCAGGCCAAAGCAGCAUCUUUCAGUGCUUUGACGUCCUCCUGGGCAUCCCGCAGAGGGCUGGUGGAGGAUCUGCUGCUCAGUUCCUCCAGGACAUGAGAACGUAUAUGCCACCAGCUCACAGGAACUUUCUGUGUUCAUUAGAGUCAAAUCCCUCAGUCCGUGAGUUUGUCCUUUUAAAAGGUGAUGCCGGCCUGCGGGAAGCUUAUGAUGCCUGUGUGAAAGCGUUGGUCAAUCUGAGGAACUACCAUCUGCAAAUUGUAACUAAGUACGUCUUGAUUCCUGCAAGUCAGAAAUCAAAGAACAAGACCUCCAAAGAGCCUUCAGAAGAGGAAAACAAAGGAACUGGAGGCACUGAUUUGAUGAAUUUCCUAAAGACUGUAAGAACUACAACCCAGAAUUCCCUUUUGAAGGAAGGUUAAUGAAACCCAACGAGCACAUUUUAUCGUAGCAUAGACAUAUAUUCCUGUCUCUACCCUUUAUAACAGAGCCAUGAAUUAAUACUAUGCAAUGUUUUAUCAAUAAUGCAAUACGAAAGACCUCAAAAUAUCUGUGCAUUUCUUGUAGGAAAACAACAAAAGGUAAUUAUGUGUAAAUAUUAAAAAUUAUACAAGUUUUAUAAUCUGAAUCUUAUCAUUGGAAUAAAAUGAUGAAAUUCAAUAAA
Callithrix jacchus (white-tufted-ear marmoset) is the source of this 2429-nucleotide messenger RNA. Lineage: Eukaryota; Metazoa; Chordata; Mammalia; Primates; Cebidae. The record is from RefSeq and is a predicted model, not a curated record.